AAGAAUUGUGUGAUCAUGACUAGAUGUAUCAAGUGUAAUUGAUACCCUGUUGGUUGUUCUUAAGACCGAAACUUGAAAGCAACAGCUGAGCUGAGAGUAUUUAAAUGUACAAUCACAUGGCUAGUUGAAUGCUAAUACUCUGUUGUGUUUUCUCUGGAGUCGAAACUUCGCCAAUCGUGAAUCUGUGUCUUGUGUUAUGUAGGUUAGGUGUUUCCUGAAAUUUAUAGUGUGUGAUUCAUAUUAUCAUGAGAGACUUGAAGAUUUAAUUUUAUAACCAAUGCCAUUAAUAUGUCAUUUGUAAGAAGAACAGCUAUGAACUUGUUGACUUCUUUUAUGAAAUACAAUUGUGGUAGGUGUAACCAAGUUUAUUCAUCACUUAAGCAAUUAACAAUUCCAAAACAGCACUUUCAUACUUCUUCUUUAAUUUUUCAUGGUGAAUAUGAAUGGCAAGAUCCUAAAAAUGAAGAAGAUGUUGUUAAUGUAACUUAUGUGGACAAAGAUGGAAACAAAAAGUGUGUACGUGGAAAAGUUGGUGAUAACCUUUUGUACUUGGCUCAUAGGCAUGAAAUUGAAAUGGAAGGAGCCUGUGAAGCUUCCCUAGCUUGCACAACCUGUCAUUGUUAUGUUCAAGGAGAUUAUCUGUCAAAGUUACCAUCUCCAGAUGAACUAGAGGAGGACUUAUUAGAUUUAGCUCCAUUUUUAAAAGAUAAUUCAAGACUGGGUUGCCAAAUUAUUUUAACUAAAGAAUUGGAUGGCAUUGAAGUACAUUUACCGAAAGCUACCCGCAAUUUUUAUGUUGAUGGGCAUAAACCGAAGCCUCACUAAAAUCUAAUUAUCAAAGACUAUUCAUAGUGAUUUAAAUCAAUAGUAAUCUAUAGUAAAUUAGGCUUUAGUAUACUAGGGUUAUCCUUCAAAUACCAUAGGUGUGAAACUGUCUCUGAAACCUCAAGUGUAAAACUUCUUUAAAAUUAGGUAAGUUUCCUUGGAUCAA
Messenger RNA from Homalodisca vitripennis (glassy-winged sharpshooter), 991 nucleotides. It is a transcript of the gene Fdx1, whose product is annotated as adrenodoxin-like protein 1, mitochondrial. Gene Ontology annotation, molecular function: 2 iron, 2 sulfur cluster binding. NCBI's taxonomy places the organism in Eukaryota, Metazoa, Arthropoda, Insecta, Hemiptera, Cicadellidae. The record is from RefSeq and is a predicted model, not a curated record. Bases 289 to 825 code for a protein of 178 amino acids. Gene Ontology annotation, biological process: P450-containing electron transport chain; positive regulation of oxidoreductase activity. The transcript has a single exon. Gene Ontology annotation, cellular component: mitochondrion.